AUGAAACUGAGGCCUGGAUAUAUUUUCAAUUUUUUGUAUCUUGACAAAGUUCAUGCUUUAAUGUCAGUCAGAAAUACUACAGUGCUUUUGGAGUAUUUUAAACUCUUGGAUGUUCAUGACAGCAGUUCCUUAAAUGAUGUCCAAUUUUUUCAUUUCCUUCGCUGUGUCACGGACAUGAGCAAAGUACACAUAAAGACAACCUUCAAUAUGUUUGAUUGGAAAGUCUCUGGAGAGAUUAGUUUUGAUGAGUUUUACAUGCUGAUAUGCAUCAUAAUUGCUAAUAAGGAUAAAAUGGAGCAGCAGUUUCUAUAUCGUCACUCUCGUGCUAUCUUUGACCUAAUUGACUUAGACGGGGGCCAUACCAUUACUCCAGCAGAAUUUUAUGCCGCAGGAUUUCUCUUCAACAUCAAAGGACGUGCUUAUUUGCAGAUGUUUCGAGAUUAUAGUGGAAGUGGUGGAGAGAACCUUACGUACAAUGAAUUCAAGUUGUUUAUCAUGGCCUGCUUAGAUAAACAAGAAAAGACUAAUGAAGAUAAAAGGAAAAAGAAACAGAAGCAACCAAUAAUGGGAUUAUUUAGUCAAAGGAAUUCUCUGCUACCAUUGUAA
This is a messenger RNA of Rhincodon typus (whale shark), 606 nucleotides long. Its product is annotated as EF-hand calcium-binding domain-containing protein 9. Lineage: Eukaryota; Metazoa; Chordata; Chondrichthyes; Orectolobiformes; Rhincodontidae. Gene Ontology annotation, molecular function: calcium ion sensor activity. Bases 1 to 606 code for a protein of 201 amino acids. The transcript is spliced from 4 exons. The record is from RefSeq and is a predicted model, not a curated record. Gene Ontology annotation, biological process: flagellated sperm motility. Gene Ontology annotation, cellular component: sperm principal piece; cytoplasm.